Octopus bimaculoides (California two-spot octopus) is the source of this 2677-nucleotide messenger RNA. RefSeq names its product anaphase-promoting complex subunit 4. Gene Ontology annotation, cellular component: nuclear periphery; anaphase-promoting complex. Gene Ontology annotation, biological process: anaphase-promoting complex-dependent catabolic process; protein K11-linked ubiquitination. The record is from RefSeq and is a predicted model, not a curated record. Lineage: Eukaryota; Metazoa; Mollusca; Cephalopoda; Octopoda; Octopodidae. Gene Ontology annotation, molecular function: protein binding.
UUUUAUUAACCACGGAUGUUUUUAAAAAUUAAUUUGUAUGGUGCUCCAGCGUGGCCGAAAGUAGUAAAAGAACUCGUUAUCAAAAUGGAACAGUCUACAUUUCGCCAGACAGAAGAUCGACAUGUAUCUGUGGAAGUUACGUCAAUGCUCUGGUCACCAAAAAUGGACCUUAUUGCAUUAGCAAAUCUUCAAGGGGAGGUUGUUCUGCAUCGUCUUUCUUGGCAGAAGGUUUGGACUAUUCCUGCUCCAGCUGAUAAUGUUACUGUUGGUAGUAUGGCAUGGCGCCCAGAUGGCCGGAUAUUGGCUGUUGGUUACACUCAUGGCAAAGUAUGUCUUUGUCAUAUUGAGAAUGCUGAUGUGCUACAUGAAGUUAAUAUCCAUGAAGAAGUGACAAGUAUGAGUUGGGUUUCUCAAGUUUUCCCAGACGGCAGUUCUUGGUCUCCUCGUGCUUAUCCAGAGGAUACUUCAGAUCAUUACCUACCAAAAUUAGAACCUCUUAAUAAAAGAGAAGAAAGUGUUGAAGAUGCCAAGAAAGUUAAAAAUCAAAAAGAAUUAAAUCUACUAGUUGUUGGUUCAGCUGUUGGAAAUGUCUAUUUGUUUGCUUAUGGUAUAUUUCCAUGUGGAUCUAUAAUCUUAAUGCAUCCUAGCAUUCAGGACAAGAGAAGUCGAGUGAACUCUGCUAUGAUAUCUCAAGAUCUGUAUACACUCUGGUUAAUUCUAGAAGUUACUGAAGAUGAUUCUGGUGACUGUGGUUAUUACUUAGCCUCGAUGGACACUACACUUCUGGCUAGCAGACAUCAAGAACUUCGAUUACUUGCACUGAAAUAUGCAGAACUAUCUUCUCUUUUAGAAUACUUGAACUCCACAAUUCAGCAGAUGACAGAAGCAUGGGAAGAUAUUCUUAUGGAAAUGGAUGACAAGUUGCUAAAGUUUGCUGAAGAGAAAAAGCAAUGUGGUAGUUCCCGACCUGCAGUCUCUGUAUCUACAGAUCUUCUUGAAAUGUUGCUCAUGGGCAGAGCAAGCACUGAACUUCGUCUAUUUCUUCUACAUGAACUGACAGAAAAGGGUCUCAAAAAGCUUGGUCUUUCUAUUGAGUCAUCUUAUCUAAGUAUACAAAAACUGGUAGUCCGUCUUCAAAAUGUUGGAGUAUCAAUAAUGAAUCAUCUCAGAGAUCUAUAUGGUAUGUCAAUGUGGUACGACAGAUUUGGUGUUGUAGGUUUGACUAGUAAGAGUUUACAUGAAGCAGUUAUGGCUUCUUGUACCUUUGUGAUGAAGGCUAGUGAACUGCACCAAGUAAUUGACCGAAGUAUUAAAAGUUUAAAAGCCUUUUUCCGAUGGUUGUAUGUUGUUAUGUUACGUUUGGCUGGUGAAUUACCUCCAACUCAAGAACUCAGUAAGAUGACUCAACAUGAUUUCAACUUUGUUGCCGAGUUUAUUCGGGAUAAUUUUGAUCAGUUAUCUCUGAAUAAAGAUGACAGUAAGAAGCCAGGAUUUAAAUUAGAGAAAGUUGGCCAGUACUUGCGGAAAGAAGAUUUACAAUUCCCACCUGAUAAUUCCAAGAACCCCUGGGUAAAAUUCUCUCAAAGUCAUCCAGUUCUUGCUAAUAGUACAUUGCUGUAUUCAGUGAAACCAAAUAACUCAUUGGUGCAAGUGCAACAGAUUCUAGAAGAAAAAAUUGAAUUGGCUCUCACUAAACCAACUAAUGUUAUUGGGAGAGAAUGUCACUCCAGCUGUUUAAUCAAACUGUUUUCAAUGCCAAAAAAUAACAAGAAAGAUGAUAAAGAAUAUGUUUGUCGAUUUUCUCAGUUUUCAAUGAAUAAUGGAACACAGAUGUACACAGUGUUUACUGCAGGUCCUUUGCCUUAUGAAACCCUUUAUAUCAUUCGAACACUGGACACAAAUGAACAGCCAAAAGAAUCUUUUGAGAUUGCUGCAGUUUGUGUAGGAUCCAUUGGAACAACAGAGGAACAGGACGAGGGAGAUGAUGGAAUUAUUAAAGACAGCAGUCUCAACACACAAACAUCAUCUCCACGGUAUAAAAUGUUGGAUGUGUCUUAUUAUGACGAGAAAACAAUCUCUCUUCUAUUACAAGAUGAAAGCAAAGGGAAUGCACUCCUCACACAGUUACCAGUUGCAAGAAUUGUUGAUAGUUUCUUUACAAAAGUUCCCCACAAUGCAAAUAAGCUGUCUCUCUCUGAACUCACUUGCUAUAAUGUUGGUGACCACAUUGAUCCCUCAACCUGUCGUGUCCUAGAUAACAUGAAGGCUCGUAACUUUGCUGUCAGUGGAAGCCGAAGAGUAGCUGCUGUGUUAUUCUCCUCCCGACGCCGUUGUCGUGUGUUUUUGCUCGACGCUGAAGAUGAUGAAGACGAUGACACAAUGUUUGAUUCUAGCUGCAACGAAGCUUCUGCGAAUGAAUGCAAAACGGUUGAUAAAAGUGAGAGCGAAGCAUGGACAUCAGCUGCAGAAGCUCCUGAACCAAGCACUGCUGAGGGUGAUUCUCUAGCUGCAGAUGAUGAAGACAAGGAGAACACUAGUGUUAUGGAAACAGAAUAAUGAAUAAUAGUUCUGUAGAAAGGUGUACAUAUUAAUGUAAUUGAGACUGAUUUGAGAUGAUGGCAAUUUAUCAAUGCCAUGGAAUAAAGCAAAAUUAUUUUAUAUAAAUCUCUUGUAACUA